Molecule: messenger RNA, 444 nt
Organism: Pieris macdunnoughi
Lineage: Eukaryota; Metazoa; Arthropoda; Insecta; Lepidoptera; Pieridae
Source: the annotation of a GenBank genome assembly
AUGGGAGCAGGUGCGAAUGGACCAGGCGGUCGUCGCGCAUUGGAGCUCAUCUUGAGCGGUGGUCUGAAGUCCUUGGCUAGACAAAACAAACCAGUUCGAAGAGCAGCUUCAAGGGAUUCGGUGUUGUCCCAGCCUCAGCCCUUGCUCGAAGGUCUAAGAAAGUGCUCGACAGUGCUGGCUCUGACAGACCGUGAAAAGGUCCCAGAGCCGAUAAGAGCUCACAACAGACUGAGGGCUCCUUCCGUCUGCUCCCGAUGCUCUUCGCUUCUUUCAUUGGCUGGUGCUGGUGGAUCUAGGUAUUCACUGGAUGGCGCAGGCGGUGGGUUCAUCGCAGCAGCGCCGAUAAAUUGCAUGCUAUGUUUAGAAGACGCUACACCAGAUAAAGUUACUGUGAUAGCAGGUUGUGGCUGCUCUUUCUGCACAAAGGUCAGUCAAGUUUCAUAG